AUGGACAUAGCUGCAUCGGAUGAUGUAGCAAAUAUAACUGACACGCUCCUGAAUUACAACAUAGCUGUUCUGGGGAACUGCACCAACAAAGUGGAGGAUCUCAGAACGUCCUACCUGCCGCCGCUCUACGGCUUGAUCUUCGUCGUGGGCUUUCCGGGCAACAUCAUUGCAAUUUUUGUGUACGCUUUCAAGAUGAGACCCUGGAAGAGCAGCACCAUCAUUAUGUUCAAUUUAGCCUGCACAGAUUUAUUGUAUUUAACUUGCCUUCCUUUCCUGAUUCACUACUACGCCAACGGGGAACACUGGGUCUUUGGACACUUCAUGUGCAAGUUCAUCCGCUUUGGUUUCCACUUCAACCUAUACAGCAGCAUCCUUUUCCUAACAUGCUUCAGCGUCUUCCGAUACUUAGCGGUCGUCCACCCCAUGAGGACUUUUCACUUCCGUAAGAGGUCAUGCACUAUUGUGGCUUGCGUCGCAGCUUGGGCCGUUUCACUGGCUGUUGUGACGCCUGUCAACUUUUUGAUUACCUCCGCGGAUCAAGAGGACAAAUCUAUUUGCCUUGACCUUACUAGUUCCAACGACCUGGAUGUUAUUCGGUGGUACAACUGGCUUUUAACGAGCCUGAUUUUCUAUGUGCCUUUAAUAACUGUGACCACUUGCUACGCCCUGAUAAUCUACACCCUGGCUACGGGGCCCCACACUCAAAACCCUUAUAAACAGAAGGCUCGUAAACUCGCCUUGCUCCUCCUGGUGGUCUUUUAUGCGUGUUUUCUACCCUUCCAUGUCUUUAGGAUUGCCCGAAUUGAAUUAAGGCUGUCUCCAGUCAGCUGUGAGGCUGAACACCAAAUCCACGCCAUCUACAUUAUUUGUAGACCGUUGGCUGCCCUGAACACAUGCGCCAACCUGUUGCUUUAUGCAAUCAUCAGUGAUAAUUUCCAGCAGGCUAUCCAGUCUCUUGUGAGAUGCAGGUUUAGCAGCUACCUACAACAAACAGGGAGUAACAGUGAACUGAAAAAAUCUGGAAUUAUAUUAAAAUUAUGA
Messenger RNA from Gekko japonicus, 1041 nucleotides. Its product is annotated as 2-oxoglutarate receptor 1-like. Gene Ontology annotation, cellular component: plasma membrane. Bases 1 to 1041 code for a protein of 346 amino acids. Gene Ontology annotation, biological process: G protein-coupled receptor signaling pathway. Gene Ontology annotation, molecular function: G protein-coupled receptor activity. NCBI's taxonomy places the organism in Eukaryota, Metazoa, Chordata, Lepidosauria, Squamata, Gekkonidae. The record is from RefSeq and is a predicted model, not a curated record. The transcript has a single exon.